This is a messenger RNA of Neodiprion virginianus, 1821 nucleotides long. RefSeq lists its product as uncharacterized. The coding region runs from base 19 to 1821 and encodes 600 amino acids. NCBI's taxonomy places the organism in Eukaryota, Metazoa, Arthropoda, Insecta, Hymenoptera, Diprionidae. The record is from RefSeq and is a predicted model, not a curated record. The transcript has a single exon.
AAGACUUUGCUGGGUUAUAUGGAAAUCAAAAAUAAAGCUGGUGUAUUGGAAAAUAAAAAAAUAUUUUCCCAGUACAUACCUCUAAGUAAUACCUUGAGAUUGUUUUUAGAACUGCCAGAUUGUUUUGAAACUAUUUAUUCAUAUUACUCUGAAUUAAAAAAAAAUGAUGGUAUUAUCUUCAAUGUCGUUCAAACUGAGUUUUGGAAAGAACGAUCAUCGCAAUCAAAUAAUCUCACAUUUCCAUUGAUCUUAUAUCAAGAUGACUUUGAAACAGGUAAUCCAUUAGGUUCGCAUAGUGGAGUUCAUAAAAUUUGUGCACUUUAUUCUACUUUGCCCUGUAUACCGCCAGAAUUUAGAUCUCAAGUCGAGAAAAUAUUUUUGGUACAGCUAUGUCAUUCGGAUGACGUGAAAUUUUUUGGUCAAGAUGUAGUUUAUAGAGAAGUGAUUACAGAACUCAAUUUGCUUGCAUCCAAAGGGAUAGAAAUCCACGUCAAAGAUAAAACAAUCACAGUUUGUUUUCAGUUGAUAUUAAUAACAGGGGACAAUUUGGGUCUGAAUAGUAUGCUAGGUUACGUAGAAAGUUUUAGUGCGACUUAUUUCUGUAGAAUGUGCAAAGUUAGUAAAGGUGUGUCAAUGUCAUUAUGUGUUGAAGACAAGUCAAUACUGAGGACAAAGGAUAAUUAUGAGGCUGAUGUGGCAAAAAACAAUGUGGCUCUGACAGGUAUUAAAACGAGGUGCAUCUGGAAUUCUGUUUUGAAUUACCAUUGUGCUGCGUGCUGGUCGGUAGAUGCUAUGCAUGAUGAAUUAGAAGGUAGUUGUAAAUAUGAAACGGCGUCAACUUUGCAUUACUUUAUAUUGGUCAAGAAGUAUUUUACUUUGGAAGAAUUAAAUUUUAGAAUCAAAUAUUUCAAAUUUCCUUCGACAGCAAAUGUACCUCCUUUAAUUACUCUUGAGAACUUGAAGGUAAAACAGUUGAGAAUGUCAGCAUCUGAGAUGAAGUGUUUUAUCAUGCACCUUGGAUUACUCAUUGGUGAUUUGAUUCCUCAAGAAAAUAAUCCACAUUGGGAAUUACAUAAACUGCUCCGGCAAAUUGUUUCCAUAAGCCUACAAACGUUCAUUUCUUCUGAAUAUAUUGACUUGCUCACUUCGCUAAUUGAAGAACACCAUUUACUGUAUCUGUCAUUGUUUGGUAAUACAUUGAAACCGAAGCACCACUUCAUGCUUCAUUACCCAACGGUUAUGCAAAGAAUUGGUCCAUUACGUCACAUUUGGUCGAUGCGCGGCGAAGCCAAACAUCAGAUACUGAAACAAAUUGCUAGUAUGUCAGCUAGUCGAGUAAAUAUAUGUCGAACCAUAGCUAUCAAAAGUCAGCUGCAGUUCGGUAAUAUGCUGUUGUUAGGAAACCCAUUCGCUGUUAAUAUUACGUACAGACCAUUAAAAACACAUUUACCUAUCUCUACCAAUUUAACGAAAUAUGUAUCUGAGAAUCUUAUCUCAUACACCCAAGUGAAAUCGGCAAGUUUAGCUAGUUUUAUGCUCAAGUCUGGAAUCAUUCUUGAAAUUGAUUUCGACAUAUUUCCUAUAUUUGGGCUGAUUGAACACGUCUUUUGUAAAUCAGGAGCGUUGGCAAAGCCGAGUAGAGACGACUUUGCAAUCAUUGUAAAGGUUUUUCACGUUGUUUGCCAGAACGAUCAUAAGCAAUCCUACGAAGUAUAUGAAACUCUAACGCAUGAAUUUAUAAAAAUAGAUUCGACGAAAUUUCUGAAACCGACGCUCAUGGUAACUGGAUCUAAUCGCGAAUUGUACGUACCUUUUCAUUAA